This is a messenger RNA of Zea mays, 2061 nucleotides long. RefSeq names its product RING-H2 finger protein ATL13. The coding region runs from base 559 to 1908 and encodes 449 amino acids. The record is from RefSeq and is a predicted model, not a curated record. The transcript has a single exon. Lineage: Eukaryota; Viridiplantae; Streptophyta; Magnoliopsida; Poales; Poaceae.
UCAACAUAAUCACCAGAAAACCAAAAAGAAAUACCGACAAAACAAAACCAACAAAAAGAAAAUUGGGAUGGGGAGUCGAUCUCAACAGAUCAACGAACAUCAUCAGCACGAAUUGUUUGUUGUCUCUGACGUCAACAGGCCUUUGGUCAGGCGGCGCUGCUAACACACACCUAACUAAAUGCUGCACGCUGUCCUUCUCUAAUCCUGACUGCAAUCCCUCCUCUCUCAACUAAUCUACUACUUUUUUCCCUUUUUGUUGCGUCGCCACUCGCCACUCAGCCGCCAACUCGCCAUCCACCACCACCUCCUGCCCCCCCGGCCCCCGAAAAAGGUCCAGGAAUUCGAGGACACUUGCUCCUCCUCGGCGAUGGCCACGCCCGGAUCCUUCCCGAAAUCCUAGCACAUGUACGGCAAUUUAUUGUUUUUUUUUUCCUUUCCAAAAGGAAGGAUUCCAUUCCGUUCCGUGGUUUGGAUUUGCCAUCAAGCAAAGGCAAAGCUUGUCCCGUGAUCUUCUUGUACCUUGGCGAGCCGUGCGACGGAUUGGUUGAUCCAAGGAUAAUGAGCGGCGGCAAUUCUUCGUGGCUGAUGCCGCCGCCGCCGCCCGCGUCGGCGCUCGACAACGUGGAGAGCGAGAUAAGCCCCAGCAUCCCCUUCAUCGUGGCGAUCCUGGCGAUCGUCUUCUUCGUGUGCGGCCUGCUGCACCUGCUGGUGCGCCACCUGCUGCGGCUGCGCCGCCGCCGCCGCGCGCGGGAGGACGCGGACAGCGUCACGGCGUUCCAGGGCCAGCUGCAGCAGCUCUUCCACAUGCACGACGCCGGCGUGGACCAGGCCUCCAUCGACGCGCUCCCGGUGUUCCUCUACGGCAGCGUCGUCGUCGGCGGGGGCGGGGGCGGGCAGGGCAAGGCCAAGGCCAAGGACCCGUUCGACUGCGCCGUGUGCCUGUGCGAGUUCUCGCCCGACGACCGGCUCCGGCUGCUGCCCCAGUGCAGCCACGCGUUCCACCUCGAGUGCAUCGACACGUGGCUGCUGUCCCACUCCACCUGCCCGCUCUGCCGCCGGAGCCUCCUCGCCGACCUCUCGCCGACGUUGUCCAGCCCCGUCGUGGUGGUGCAGCUCGGGUCCGGGAGCGCCCGCGACAUGGCCGCGUCGGCGGAUGGGACCACCCACGACGAUGCCGACGACGGCGAGCCAAGCGACCGGGCCACGCCGGCGCAGGAGGUGGUCGAGGUGAAGCUGGGGAAGUUUGUGUGCGUCGAAGGCAACAGCGGCAGCGCGAGCGCCACCGCCGCCGACGCAGCAGCUGACGGAGCAGGCACCAGCGGCGAUGGCGACGGCGGUGCCAGUGCAGAGGAAGGUCUCGGGCAGAGAAGGUGCCACUCCAUGGGGUCCUACGAGUACGUCAUGGACGACCGCGCCUCGCUCCGCGUGGCGAUCAAGCCGGGACCCAAGAAGAAGCCCGCGGCCUCCAAGUCGCGCCGCCGAGGCGCCAUGUCGGAGUGCGAGUUGGGCGCGUCCAAGCGCGGGGAGACCUCGCUCCGCCUGCCAUUCCCAGCAACGGUGCCCAAGCAGCAGCAGCAGUCCGACUCCGACGCGACCAUGUCGAAGCUCGCCAAGGACAGCUUCUCGGUGUCGAAGAUCUGGAUGGUGCCGUCGUCCAAGAAAGACCCCGACGCGGCCGGCGAGAGGCGCGCGGUGUCGUUCCGGUGGCCGGUGAGGAGCAAGGACGAGGGAGACGGCAGGAGCCGGAAGAGCGGGAGCGAGGCCGACUGGGACGUGGAGGCCGGGAGCGGCGGCGGCGGCAACAGCGCCGCGUCGUCGCUGGCGGAGGAGAGGCCCUCCUUCGCCCGGAGGACCCUGCUCUGGGUCGUCGGAGGCCGGCAACAGAGCAGAGUCGGGAGCUGUUCAUGAACGGCGCGCCACUGUUUGAAAGACACACAGAACAAAGGCAAACGAAUUCUUUUGUGCUCUUUUGGCACAUUGGUAAGUGCGAGUAGUGAUUGCAAUAGCUAGAAAUUUGUAAAACAGGAAAGACUCUGAAAAAAAUAUUCUUUCUUUCGCUUU